Molecule: messenger RNA, 1267 nt
Organism: Taeniopygia guttata (zebra finch)
Lineage: Eukaryota; Metazoa; Chordata; Aves; Passeriformes; Estrildidae
Gene: TM2D3
Product: TM2 domain containing 3
Source: RefSeq, a predicted model, not a curated record
GCGGGUGUUUCGGGCAUGGCCGCGUUACGUCGUGCCGGCUCUGCGGGGCUGGGGUGCUCGGUGUCAGGGCAGAAGACGGGCCAGGCCCCGCUCGCCGGCUCGAGUGCUGCUCUGUUACACAGCGCCUUCUGUGCCUGCUCUCUGCCGCGAACGUGGGUGCUGCAGAACGGCCUGGGGCUGCUCCGCACGGUCGGGGCGGGUGGUGUGGCAGAGCUGUCUCCUUCCUCCCCGUGCCCGGUGGCUGCCGUGAGGGCUGGCGGGAGCUGCACAUCGCGGCUCUCCCGAGCCCUCGGACAGCGGCUCCCGCAGAGACAGCGCGCAGUACGAACGCAGCCGUGCCUCCCGAACGGGUCCUCUGCUCCAUCUUUCCGUCAAAGAACUGCUUACAUUGCUUCGUUAAAGGCGGGAUCUUUGAUGACAACAAAGCUUUCACAGCCACAGUCUACACUGGCAAAAAGCCUAACUUCAACAAGUACAAAUGCUCCCUAUUUUAAAGCAUUAGAAAGUACAGAAAUUCCACCUUACCUGACUAAUUGUCCCAGCAACGGGCUUUGCAGUAGACUGCCACCAGACUGCAUGACAUGUAACACAAACUAUUCCUGUAUAUAUGGGAAGACGGCAACUUUUGAUUGCAAAGUCAAGCCACAUGUUCAUUGUGUUGAUGAGAAUAAUCACGAGCAGGAGAGCUUUACAAUUAACAUGACGUGCCAGUUUUGCUGGCAGCUUGCCACAAGUGAUUAUGUCUGUACCAAUUCCACAAACUGCAUGACAGUUUCCUGCCCUCGACAGCGAUACAAUGCAACUUGCACAGUCCGGGAUCACAUUCAUUGUCUAGGUAACCGUGUCUUUCCUAAGAUGCUCUAUUGCAACUGGACUGGAGGUUAUAAGUGGUCUACUGCUUUGGCACUAAGCAUCACCCUUGGUGGAUUUGGUGCUGAUCGUUUCUAUUUGGGUCAGUGGCGGGAAGGUCUGGGAAAACUCUUCAGCUUCGGUGGACUUGGAAUAUGGACACUAAUUGAUGUGCUGCUAAUAGGUGUUGGCUAUGUGGGACCUGCAGAUGGAUCUCUCUAUAUUUAAAUGUGGGUGCAAUGUGUUUCAGAGAGGAGUCGUUGUCUGCAAAGGGCCCUAAAUAAACAAGUGUGGAGGUUUGAGCCUUUAAGGUAGAAUGAAGAACAACUGUUCGUUCUGUAUGUGCAUACAUUUUAAUGUACAGUAUCUGUACUUGGUUUGCCUUUAACUAAGGUCAAAUAAAAGAGUGGAUCACUGA